AUGGAUACUCAUUCUUUAGUUUUAGAUGAUACUUCUGUUACUAUAUCAGAACAUCCAUUAGUCAUUGGUCAAGAGUUUCCAGAUGUGGAAACCUGCCGAAGAGCAUUGAAAGAUAUUGCCAUAGCUAUGCAUUUCGAUCUUCGGAUAGUUAAGUCAGACCGCAGUCGUUUUAUAGCAAAAUGCUCCAAAGAAGGGUGUCCAUGGCGUGUCCAUGUAGCAAAAUGUCCUGGUGUUCCUACUUUUACUAUAAGAACCCUACAAGGAGACCACACUUGUGAGGGAGUUCGCAACCUUCAUCAUCAGCAGGCAUCAGUAGGUUGGGUUGCAAGGUCUGUAGAAUCACGCAUUCGAGAUAAUCCACAAUACAAACCAAGGGAAAUACUGCAAGAUAUUCGUGAUCAGCACGGAGUUGCUGUUUCUUACAUGCAAGCUUGGCGAGGAAAGGAGCGAAGCAUGGCUGCGCUUCAUGGAACAUUUGAAGAAGGUUACCGUCUUCUCCCUGCAUACUGUGAGCAAAUAAGGAAAACGAACCCUGGUAGCAUUGCAUCUGUUGGUGCCACCGGACAAGAAAAUUGUUUCCAACGCCUGUUUAUUGCUUACCGUGCAUCAAUUUAUGGGUUUAUAAAUGCUUGUAGGCCUCUUUUAGAGCUUGACAGAGCACAUCUUAAAGGAAAAUAUCUAGGUACAAUACUUUGUGCUGCAGCUGUUGAUGCUGACGAGGCUUUGUUUCCUUUGGCUAUUGCUGUUGUUGAUAUUGAAAGCGAUGAAAACUGGAUGUGGUUUAUGUCUGAAUUACGGAAACUUCUUGGAGUAAACACCGACAACAUGCCUAGACUUACAAUACUAUCUGAAAGGCAAAGAGCCAUGGUGGAGGCAGUAGAAACACAUUUUCCUAGUGCUUCACACGGUUUCUGUUUGCGUUAUGUAAGUGAAAAUUUUCGCGAUACUUUUAAAAACACAAAGUUGGUGAACAUCUUUUGGAAUGCUGUUUAUGCCCUUACAGCUGCUGAAUUUGAAAGCAAAAUUACUGAGAUGAUAGAGAUUUCACAGGAUGUUAUAUCAUGGUUUCAACACUUCCCUCCCUAUCUUUGGGCUGUUGCAUAUUUUGAUGGUGUUCGAUAUGGCCAUUUCACACUUGGGGUAACUGAAUUGUUGUAUAACUGGGCCCAAGAAUGUCAUGAGCUCCCCGUUGUGCAAAUGAUGGAAUACAUCCGCCAGCAGAUGACAUCUUGGUUUAAUGAUCGGCGAGAUGUGGGCAUGGGGUGGACUUCAAUUCUUGUACCAUCUGCUGAGAAGCGAAUUUCGGAAGCAAUAGCUGAUGCUCAUUGCUACCAAGUACUUCGAGCAAACGAAGUUGAGUUUGAAAUUGUGUCAACUGAAAGAACCAAUAUUGUGGAUAUACGAAGUCGUGAGUGCUCUUGUCGCCGAUGGCAGUUGUAUGGUUUACCUUGUGCUCAUGCUGCUGCUGCACUUAUUUCUUGUGGGCACAAUGCCCAUAUGUUUGCUGAACCAUGUUUCACUGUACAAAGUUACAGAAUGGCCUAUUCACAGGUGAUAAAUCCUAUUCCAGACAAGAGUCAAUGGAGAGAACAUGGAGAAGGGGCAGAAGGUGGAGGAGGUGCAAGGGUUGAUAUUGUAAUUCGCCCACCAAAGACUCGCCGACCUCCCGGAAGACCUAAAAAGAAGGUUCUGAGAGUAGAGAACUUUAAGCGUCCCAAAAGGGUUGUCCAAUGUGGUCGCUGCCAUAUGUUAGGACAUUCUCAAAAGAAAUGUACAAUGCCCAUGUGA
Molecule: messenger RNA, 1788 nt
Organism: Lathyrus sativus (Indian pea)
Lineage: Eukaryota; Viridiplantae; Streptophyta; Magnoliopsida; Fabales; Fabaceae
Source: the annotation of a GenBank genome assembly